CCCUUGAAGAGCUGGACCUCCAAGGGGGAGCCUUUGCCAAAAGAAGGAGCUGAAAACAGCACACGCACACACACACACGGGCCCAGUCCCCAGCACCUUCCUCCUCCUCCUUUCAUCUCAAGGCCCGAAGGGCUGGUGGGAGUCAUGGACGAAGGCUUCAGAGACCGGACCGCCUUCAUCCGUGGCGCAAAAGACAUCGCCAAGGAGGUGAAGAAGCACACAACCAAGAAGGUGGGGAAGGGGGUGGACCGCGUGCAGGACGAGUACACCAAGCGCUCCUACGCUCGCUUCGAGGAAGAGGAGGAUGACGACUAUCAGCCCCAGGAUGGAUACUACCGUGGGGAGCCCUCGGUUGACGAUGAGGGGGCCUCCAGCGAUGCUACGGAAGGCCACGAUGAAGACGACGAGAUCUACGAGGGGGAGUACCAGGGGAUCCCCCGGAAUGACUCCCUGAAAGGGGGGGAGCGGCUGACGGCCGGCCCGGAGGUAGCCAGUGAGUUCAGAGACUUCGAUGACCUGGAAGGAGACAAGAAGAAGGAGAAGGAGGAGCUUUCCCAGCAGUAUGAGCUCAUCCUCCAGGAGUGCGGACAUGGGAGGUUCCAGUGGACGCUCUACUUUGUGCUCGGACUGGCUCUCAUGGCUGACGGAGUGGAGAUUUUUGUGGUCGGCUUUGUCCUCCCCAGUGCUGAGAAAGACAUGUGCUUGUCGGACUCCAAUAAAGGCAUGCUGGGCCUGAUUGUCUACCUGGGCAUGAUGGUGGGGGCCUUCCUGUGGGGCGGCCUGGCGGACCGGCUGGGGCGCAGGCAGUGCCUGCUGAUGUCGCUCUCGGUCAACAGUGUCUUUGCCUUCUUCUCCUCCUUCGUACAGGGCUACGGCACCUUCCUCUUCUGCCGACUGCUCUCUGGUGUGGGGUAAGGGGGCCCUGGGGGCUUUCCUCCCCAUCCUGGGCCAGGGCUGGCUUCCCAUUACUACGGGCUGACCGUCUGGUUCCCAGACAUGAUUAAGCACCUCCAGAAUGUGGAAUACGCCUCCCGCACGAAGGUCUUCAACAACGAGACCUUCCGGCACGUCACCUUCAACUUCACCCUGGAGAACCAGAUCCACCGCCGGGGAGAGUACUUCAACGACAAGUUUAUUGGCCUGAAGAUGAAGUCGGUCUCCUUCAUCGACUCCCUGUUCGAGGAGUGCUACUUUGAGGACGUCACCUCAAGCAACACUUUCUUCAAGAACUGCACUUUCCUGGCCACCGUCUUCUACAACACAGACCUCUUUGAGUACAAGUUCAUCGACAGCCGGAUCGUCAACAGCACCUUUCUGCACAACAAGGAGGGCUGCCAGCUGGACUUCAGUGACGACAACAACGCCUACAUGAUCUACUUUGUCAGCUUCCUGGGCACCCUGGCGGUGCUGCCGGGCAACAUCGUCUCUGCGCUCCUGAUGGACAAGAUCGGGCGUCUUCGCAUGUUGGCCGGCUCGAGCGUCAUGUCCUGCGUCAGCUGCUUCUUCUUGUCCUUCGGCAACAGCGAGUCAGCCAUGAUUGCCCUCCUCUGCUUGUUUGGUGGGGUCAGCAUUGCCUCCUGGAACGCCCUGGACGUCCUCACGGUGGAGCUGUACCCCUCGGACAGAAGGACUACUGCGUUUGGGUUCCUCAACGCUCUUUGCAAGCUGGCGGCGGUUUUGGGCAUCAGCAUCUUCACAUCGUUUGUGGGCAUCACAAAAGCCGUGCCCAUUUUGCUGGCAUCAGCAGCCCUGGCCGUGGGCAGCUCCCUGGCCCUGAAGCUGCCGGAGACCCGGGGGCAGGUGCUGCAAUGAGAGCGAGCCCCCCCCCGCACUCUUCCGCCCCCAUCCCUGCCCCCACCCAGGGGGAGAUUUAGCGUUGUAGACACUGUGACUGUCUUGUUGUACCAUUUCAGUGGGAAAUCUGUCUUCGCUUGAGUUUUCUUCCACAAGCUCACUUGCUCUUUUGAGUUUUCUCCUCACUAUCCCUUCUCCCACGGGGCCACGCUAGGCGCGAAGGCGGCCGGAGAAGCCAAGGGAGGGCCGGCCAAGCCCUGGGAGCUGGGUGGCAUUUUGCAAGCACUUAGCAAACAUAAGACACAAUCUUGUAUUCUGCAGUCUCCUUUCCUGCUUCUAGAUCACAGUUUCCACAAACUUGUGUAUAUGUGAAUAUGAGUUCUCUAUUUGUCCAGUAAACUAAAGCUACAACUCCCAUAGCUAACAAUGAGGGCUAGAAGCAUGGAUCCACACAACACAAACACACAAGCAGGUGAAUUUUGGGCUCUGCUGGCGUUUGAAUUGGAGGCAUAGCUUCCCUCAAAGCCUAGUGGGCAGGCACACGCACACACACACACACACACACCCUAGCACAACUUUUUCUUGGGAAAAAGGUUUUAUAAGGAGUGUUUUAACUUGCAGCGUGUUCCCCUCGCUGUUUGCGAUGGUGCUUUUCAAGGGGUGGCCCCUCCCUCCCCCCCCCUCUGGGCUGAUCCAGGAGGCCCUUGGCCUCUCCUGACUGAGGGCGAGUCAGAGAAACCCUGAAGGAAAAGGAGGUGAAGCCAGGAUUCGCCUGGUGCCUGGGGAGGCCUCCCUUCCUGCCUUCUUCCCCACUGAACACUGGAAAUCAGUUUUGGGGCAUCCGAGCACAACCUGGGAGGAGUUAAGCAGAAACGUCUCCUUGCAUUUGUCCUGAAUAGACCAAAAGAGCAGAAAAUGCCCCCCCCCCCAAGGGGAGGAAGCGGCUGGCCGAGCGCAGCAGCCGGAUCUUGGACCAAACGAAGCCCCUGGAUGGGGCCUCUGAUGCUUUGGGGGGGGGGGGCAUUCGAUCCUUCAGAGGCUGCCUAGUUGCAGGAUUCCGAGUCUUGUGCGUUUCGCUACCUUGUACCAAAAUGGGAGCCCCCCCCCUGCACCCCAUCCCUUCCCCCCUCCUAACUGACGGUGGGACCACUAGGGAGGAUGGCCCCAGUCCCUUUCACCCCCUGCAGCAACCAUGCUGGUUCCUUCCUUAUUGGGAAGAGCAGCCGGGUGUCUCUUCCUCUUCCAAGGUCCUCUCCAGAUGCAGAAGGCCACACCUGCUUGUAGGGAGGGGAAGCUGACUUCUCCCCACCUGGCUGACCAGACCUUACCUAGUGAAAUCGCACCCUCCCUGCUGCUGCUUCCAGACCCCCCCUAGCUUGCGUCCCCCUCCCUUGUCCCGGCGUAGGUGGGCUUCUGAACAAAACCAAGACACAAACCAUACGUAGCUCUGUCUGUGCGCAAAACCAACUGACAAAAACUUUGUGCCGUGGUGUAGUUUUUAGAUGUUUGUAAACAACAAUUUUAAAAAACCAGGGGGAAAACAACCCAUAACGUCAGCCGUAGCCUCUGGGUCAUUUCAUUUUGUAUAAACAAGGAAGCCAAGAAUGCUGGUUAGAUAGGAGAGUUAUUUUAAAUGUCAUUGUGAGAAACAGUGGGUGUUUGUUUUUUUAAGAAAAAAAGAUGCUUUGGCUAAUAUGUGUACAGAUCGUCCAACCGGAGAAGGAAAUCUGGAUGUUUGGCUAAAUCGAGCCAUGUUCCCACCACCACCGUGAUGAACUUGUAGUUAACAACAAUCCAUGUAAAAAAUGGAGGGAAAUAAAAGAUUGAAAAAUCUAAUGUUCUUUCCUGGUUGAAGUGUGCUUUUUAAUAACCGGACAGAAUCGUCCAUUUCACAGGCCACCUUUUCGGAGGGAGCCCCAGGAGGACCUUUGGAAAGGAAGCCAAAUCAGUUGGCAGGGAAGCUGAGCCUUUGGGAGGGGUGGGGGCUUAUGGGCGGAAGACCAGAAGGGUCCCUCAUGGGGAGUUGCGGAGCUCCAGUGCCGGCCGAAUGGGGGCUCCUCUGAGGUUCCACUGAGACCCCUCCUACUCGAUGAGGGAUGCUGCUUUGAGCCUGUGCCAUGGCCUCCCUGCCAACCUGGCAGCCUCCUGGGGUGGUGCCUGGUUAAGCUGCAAGAGGCCAUUGAAGCAACAUUUCCUCCAGAGCGCAGGGCAACCGAAUGCCAGGGAGCAAAUGGCUCUUUCACCCUCCUGCCGUUUCAGCCAAUGUUCUUUCCUGGGAACCCUUUUGCCAAGGG
This is a messenger RNA of Thamnophis sirtalis, 4088 nucleotides long. The record is from RefSeq and is a predicted model, not a curated record. Lineage: Eukaryota; Metazoa; Chordata; Lepidosauria; Squamata; Natricidae.